Molecule: messenger RNA, 3962 nt
Organism: Danio aesculapii
Lineage: Eukaryota; Metazoa; Chordata; Actinopteri; Cypriniformes; Danionidae
Gene: dgkb
Product: diacylglycerol kinase, beta
Exons: 24
Coding region: 48-2393 (781 amino acids)
Biological process (GO): intracellular signal transduction; lipid phosphorylation; diacylglycerol metabolic process
Cellular component (GO): plasma membrane
Molecular function (GO): calcium ion binding; ATP-dependent diacylglycerol kinase activity
Source: RefSeq, a predicted model, not a curated record
UGGAUCUCAUUGUAAUGUAAACAGUGGCAGAUAAGCAGUGGCACAUCAUGUCUAAUGAAGAAAAGUGGGUCACUUUGAGUCCAAACGAAUUCUCUCGUCUUCAGGACUAUGCACAAUACACGACUAAGAAACUAAAAGAUGUUCUCCAGGAGUUUCACGGAGGUGGGAUUCUGGCCAAGUAUAAUCCCGAAGAGAGGCCGGAAAUCCUCAAUCAGGAGAUUGACUUUGAGGGUUUCAAGCUCUUUAUGGAGACGUUCCUGGAGAAUGAACUUGAUGAAGAGUUUUGUGAGCAUCUCUUCCUCAGUUUCUGUAACAAAGACCCAAAGCCGAGCCCCUCCAUGACAGACAAGCAGAGAAUUAUGGGUCUGAAACUGAUAAAGGGCAACUGCACACCCCUGAAGGCAACGUCCUGGUCUAGACCUCUCAGUACGGUCCAGCUGAAGGACAUGAUCUGCUACCUCUCUCUCCUAGAAGGCGGACGACCAGAAGACAAGCUUGAAUUCAUGUUUCGUCUGUAUGACACAGAUGGGAAUGGGUUUUUGGACAGUAAGGAACUGGAGCACAUUAUUUCUCAAAUGAUGCUUGUGGCAGAGUAUCUGGAGUGGGACGUCACAGAACUGAAGCCGAUUCUGGAGGAGAUGAUGCAGGAGAUUGACUAUGAUAAUGACGGGAUGGUUUCUCUGGAAGAGUGGCUCCAGGGCGGCCUGACCACCAUUCCUCUGCUUGUGCUGCUUGGACUCGAAACUAAUGUAAAGGACGACGGGCAGCACGUGUGGAGACUGAAGCACUUCAGUAAACCUGCCUACUGUAACCUGUGUCUAAAUAUGCUGAUUGGAUUGGGAAAACAAGGCCUCUGCUGCUCCUUCUGCAAGUACACCGUCCACGAGAGAUGUGUGUCUCGAGCCCCCCCGUCCUGCAUCAAAACAUACGUCAAAUCCAAGAAAAACACAGAGAUUAUGCAUCAUUUCUGGGUGGAAGGAAACUGUCCAAGCAAGUGCGAUAAAUGUCACAAAACCAUCAAGUGUUACCAAGGGCUUACGGGCCUUCAUUGUGUCUGGUGCCAGAUUACUCUACACAACAAGUGCGCUUCACAUGUCAAACCUGAAUGUCACUGCGGGUCGCUGAGAGAUCACAUACUUCCUCCAAACACAAUAUGCCCUGUUGUGUUGGAGAGACAGUCUACUUUGAGGAAAGACUCCAACCAAUCAGGAGGACGGACGAAAAUACAGAGGACCAAUUCAGUGUCAGUGGAUGGACAGGGGCUACAGAUCACAGCAUUAGAAGGAACUCAUCCUUUGUUGGUGUUCGUCAACCCUAAAAGUGGUGGCAAACAAGGUGAAAGGAUCUUCCGCAAGUUCCAGUACCUCCUGAACCCUCGUCAAGUCUACAACCUGGCCAAAAAUGGCCCGAUGCCUGGCUUAAAUUUCUUUCGGGAUGUGCCAGACUUCAGAGUUUUGGCCUGUGGUGGAGACGGCACCGUCGGCUGGAUUCUUGAUCUUAUAGACAAAGCCAACUUUGAACGGAAUCCUCCUGUGUGUGUUCUUCCUCUCGGCACAGGAAAUGACCUCGCAAGGUGUCUGCACUGGGGUGGAGGCUAUGAUGGAGAAAGUCUCCUGCAGAUUCUGAAGGAUAUUGAAGACAGCAGUGAGGUGAUGCUGGACCGGUGGAGGAUCGACAUCACUCCUGUAAACCGAGAUGAAGGAGGAGAUCCCGUCCCGUACAGCAUAAUCAACAAUUACUUCUCUAUCGGUGUGGAUGCAUCCAUCGCUCAUCGUUUCCACAUUAUGAGAGAGAAGCAUCCAGAAAGGUUUAACAGCAGGACAAAGAAUAAGCUUUGGUACUUCGAGUUUGGGACCUCAGAAACCUUCUCAGCAACUUGCAAGAAGCUGCAUGAUUAUCUUGAGGUGGAGUGUGAUGGUAUCACCCUGAAUCUCAGCAACAUCUCGUUGGAGGGCAUCGCCAUCCUGAAUAUUCCCAGCAUGCACGGCGGUUCCAACCUAUGGGGAGAGAGUAAGAAACGGAGGACUCACCGUCGAACUGGAAAAAAGUCUCCAGAAAAGAAAACCACUAUUGUUGACCCCAAACAACUCCUUUUUGCUGUCCAAGACCCGUCAGAUCAGCUGCUGGAGGUGGUGGGUCUGGAAGGAGCGAUGGAAAUGGGACAGAUCUACACAGGGCUGAAGAGCGCUGGCAGACGGCUGGCUCAGUGUUCCUCCAUCACUAUCAGAACCAGUAAAUCCCUCCCUAUGCAAAUAGAUGGUGAGCCGUGGAUGCAGAGCCAGUGCACUAUUAAAAUAGUGCAUGAGAAUCAGGCCCGGAUGCUGAUGGGUCCUCCUCAGAGCUCCAGCUUCUUCUCCUUUUUCCGCCGUGACCGCAGAGAGAGCAAAGACUGACAACUCACCACAUCUGAGAUCAAGAUGAAAACCUGCCACGAGUCCAAAUGAGAAGGUCCCUGAAGGUUGUGUUUAAGAUUUGUAGAUUUCAGCCUGCAGUUUUCUGUCUGGGCUGUUUGAUGAAACUGACAUGUUACCGCUCAUUAAGGAAGACAAAGGCCAACUGGAGUCAUUUAUUCACAGUGUGUUUAAAGUCAAAAAGUGUCAGGUUAAAAUAUGUGUUCAGUAUAAAUUCAUGACUCAUAAACAGAAAUGAUUUUAUUUCUACUGUAUAUGUUAUUUAAGGUCCAGCAUUACUGGAGAUUACUGCAAGAACAGACAUGACAAAAGGAAAACUAAAUGCUUUUGAACUUAAAUGAUGCAUACAGUAUGAAAUAUUAGUGUGCAUUUGCAUGACAUUAUUGUACUUAAAAUGCAAAAACCUUGACAAUAAUGUUGUCAAAGCGACCUCUAAUCAUACAGAUCUGCAAAAAUUGACUAAAAGUGCUGCAUUCUGCAUUUUCACAAAUCACUGUAUUUUACAUGGUGACAAUAAUAGUGUCUUUUUUUUUUAAACCGUCAUUGUUGUUGAAACAAUUUUCAAAACUUCCUGAGAUAAGACAUGGCCAAAGGGAAAACUAAAUGCUUUGGAACUUAAAUGAUGCAUUUGAAGUAUUAGGGUGCAUUUGCAUGCAACGAUGUACUGAAAAUGCAAAACCUACAAAAAGUCAUUGUUGUGAAAAUGAACUGCUAAAACACAAAAGUUUCAACUUGUAGUUCAUAAUGUAGUUGUGCAAAUGUAUUUUAGACAAGUGUAUAUGCAAUCAAAUGCUUGGUUAAAAUCCAAAAUUUUAUUAUAUUAUUUAUGUAAUUAUAUUAGUUAAAAUUGCAACUGAGCCAGAGAGUAAUGCAUGCCUACAGUGAACGUAUUUAUAAGUUAUGAAUCCAAGGGCGUAUAUACGCUCUUGACAUUGGUGGGGACAUGCAUCCCUAGAGCGUAUGCAUUGAACAGCACAAAUUCUGUUUCACGCUUUAAAAAAACAUGAAUAACGUACUUAAUAAUAUAAAAUAAACACUUAAUAAUACAAAUAACAUCCUGUCCCAUGCUGCAAAAGUCAAUUUACAUGAUUUUACUGCAGUCAGGCUGUGAGGAGGUAUGAAUGAAGAGGAAUUUAAAGAGGUGUGUGUUGCAAUUUAACUGUUUUAUCCCGAUUGUUUUUUUUUAUAUAUAUAAUCAUGGAAAGGCCAAAAUUGAAACAGAAUUUUGAUUAGUUGCACAGCCUUGGUUAAUAGUAUUACGCUGAACUUGACUUGUAGGUUAAGAGCUGAUGAAGCAUUACUUUAUUUUGAAGUUGAUUAAAUUAUUGGUAGGGACAUUUCAGUAAUUGGUGGACAUUAGUGGGGACUUCCCUCCUUUGUCCAUUCCAAUUCUACGCCCUUGUAUGAAUCAAUGUUCUUUUAAUGUAAAGUUUGAAGGGUUAGUGCACACAAAAAGAAAAAAUCAUUAAUUAAAGACAUUAAGUACAAUGAUGUACUGAAGAUGCAAAACCAUUGACUGAUGUUGUCAAACCGAUCUCAUACAGUUCUGCA